This is a messenger RNA of Parnassius mnemosyne (clouded apollo), 1236 nucleotides long. Lineage: Eukaryota; Metazoa; Arthropoda; Insecta; Lepidoptera; Papilionidae. The record is from the annotation of a GenBank genome assembly.
AUGAUUUCAACAUCAUCCGUGCCUACCGCACCCAUAUUGCGAAAUCUGAACGCAGUCCUAGCCGACAUCUACUGCAGGUAUAUAGCUUUGAAGAAGGAGGACUGCGCACUUCACUAUGGAGUGUUCACCGAAGUAUUUCUGAAACUUCACGAUACUAUGAAAAAGGUUGAUUCUUACUAUGGACGCUAUUCAAGUGCGGUGAAGUUCGCUGGAAGUCAUUUCGACGGUUUGCGCAUAAACAAGCCCGACGAGUAUGAUAUGGAUAUAGUAAUUAGAGUACCAGUAAGUAUUAACCACAAUAGUUGGACACCAGGCGCGAGCGAUAUCACCAUUGAACCGAAGCACCCGGGCUUCGUGCAGCUUCGCGCCGGUGUGCAGUACCAAAGGAUACCAUUCCGAGAUGGCGAGGACUGUGUUAUAAACCGAACCGCGUACGAAUGGUUAGACGCGAAGAACUACAUUCUGCGCUCCAAGUUCACGAACUGGUUCAAGAGCGUAGUCACAAAAGCCCUUAACCAGCUACCACGGUAUUGCGGCCUUCCGUCGAUGUGCGUCAAUGGGACCGUGCACACAAUAAGAACAACCGAGAGUGGGCCCGCGUUCACACUCGUAAUUGAGGGCCCGCGUGGCUUCAGACUCGACGUGGAUCUGGUGCCGGCGUUGAAGUUCCCGGAGAGUCGUUGGCCGGUCGAAGGUUAUCGGAGCAUUCCUCCUGGCUGCAGCGUAGAUUACUGGAUGGUGGUGCCAAAACCAAAUAAGAAUGGGCAUGACUGUUACGACGAGUCCCGCUCGUGGCGGAUCGCACUUCACGAGCAAGAGAGGAAGUUAAUGCAUAAUUCAUACAAUAUGCAUUUGACGAUUAAGUUGUUGAAGAAGUUACGUGAUUCCAGAGGCAUGAACAAGAUAGCGAGUUAUUAUAUAAAGACAUUGUUCCUGUGGGAGAUAGUGGAGCUCAACGACCCAAGCUUCUGGAAGCGUAAUGAUCUAGCGACGCUUUUGAAGCACAUGCUUAAUAAAUUCCAUAUCGCGCUGAUAGAAGGGAAGAUAAGUUACUUCUGGAACAGGAGAUGCAACCUCAUCGGCCACUUGAGUAGGCAGCUAUUGGACAAGUAUUCUGACAUAGUGGGGAGCUUACUGAGGGCGUUAGACGACCGUCAAGGCCACGUCACGGCGGCCAAGUAUUUGUUAUCUGAUGUGGAGUAUGCGUCCUAUCAUAGAUUUUUAAGCACCAAUUGA